Messenger RNA from Heterotrigona itama, 630 nucleotides. NCBI's taxonomy places the organism in Eukaryota, Metazoa, Arthropoda, Insecta, Hymenoptera, Apidae. The record is from the annotation of a GenBank genome assembly.
CCCACGUCGUCGUCCAUACAUUGUAAUCCACAUCGGGAUCCACACGUUGAUCAGGACACGCCGAGGACAAGCUAUCUCGCGUGCCUCGGCAGCACGAUGUAUCAGAGAACGGUGGACGAGCUGCAGGACGAGCUGAACUCGUUCGAGCAGCGUCUUUCAGCGUCGGCGACCGGCUCGUACAAGAGGAAAAUUUACGACCUCGAGGCAAUCUGCUGUGCUGACCUCAACAGAGUGAAGUCCAGGUUCGUGAGGUCCCUGCAGGCCUUCGGGAAUACGAUUGACUCGAUCGAGGAACUUCGCUCGCUGAGAAUCAACCCGCCGCCGCCGAGCCUCACAAAGAACCCCCUAACCGGGAAUAACACGGACGCUUGCCGGCAUGGAAGACCAACUUCAAGGAAUUCCAAACACGAUCGAUCGUUACCGCGAUCCAAAUCGAUCGUCGUAGAAGGCAACCGUAGUUUAUGGCUGUCGUACAUGUGUGCGAAGCGGUACAGCGACAGCGAGAUGUAUAGCAAAAUUUAUAGAUCAUUGACAUAUAGUGAGAAUCCGCAGAUCGUGGACAUGAACGGUUCUGAUUUUAACUUGAGACAUCACAGAAGUAUCACCACGAUUUUCCCAAGCAAUUUCGAU